Messenger RNA from Camellia sinensis, 552 nucleotides. The record is from RefSeq and is a predicted model, not a curated record. NCBI's taxonomy places the organism in Eukaryota, Viridiplantae, Streptophyta, Magnoliopsida, Ericales, Theaceae.
AUGGAAUUGCUUCGAUUAUAUUUACCUCUCCCACUUCUAAUCCCACAUGAAGCAUCUAAAGAAUGUACUGUUGGAAAUUAUGAUGUCCCGCGAGGCACAAUGUUGAUGGUAAAUCCAUUGGCCAUUCAUAGGGACCCUAAGUUAUGGGAAAAUCUAACAAAGUUCAUGCCAGAGUGGUUUGAAGCAGACAGUGUUGGAGACGGGUAUAGGAUGAUUCCGUUUGGCAGUGGAAGACGUGGAUGUCCUGGGGCUAGCCUGGCUAACAAGAUGGUUGGGAAACUUCACCGAUCCGAAUGGGGCAAAAAUAUCUGCGUGCGAGAGAUGGUGAUGUUGUGGGUGUUUACUGUGGCUUCAAGGGUUGGUAAGAAGAGGGCCUGUUCAACGAGCUCGGCGAGCUCGGUGCAAUGGGAGUCGAGGAGGGAUGAUUCUAGCUCUGUUGUUGGGUUUCACUUGAUUCCUCCCUCUGCUGUAGAAGACAGCAAGGCUAUUAACACUCUGGACAAGCGACCUACUGAUGGAGAAGUAACUGAAGUUGAUGCUCAGCGAUGUUGA